This is a messenger RNA of Anoplopoma fimbria (sablefish), 1872 nucleotides long. Its product is annotated as cytochrome P450 11B, mitochondrial. NCBI's taxonomy places the organism in Eukaryota, Metazoa, Chordata, Actinopteri, Perciformes, Anoplopomatidae. Gene Ontology annotation, molecular function: monooxygenase activity; iron ion binding; heme binding. The coding region runs from base 54 to 1712 and encodes 552 amino acids. Gene Ontology annotation, biological process: glucocorticoid biosynthetic process; cholesterol metabolic process; C21-steroid hormone biosynthetic process. The record is from RefSeq and is a predicted model, not a curated record. The transcript is spliced from 9 exons. Gene Ontology annotation, cellular component: mitochondrial inner membrane.
CAGGCGGUGUCACAACUCUGGAUGAGACCGACUGGACACAUCUCGUCUGGACCAUGAGGAGCAUGUACAUCCCAGUGACUGUGUGUUUCAGAACACAGGGCACUUGGGGGUCCAGGAAUCUGCUUUGUGGUGUCGCAUCACAAAGAGCUUUAUGUGUGACAGCAGCAGGGAUGGUGUCAGCUGGAAAGUUGGAGGGUAGAAAAGGAGCUGAGAGAACAGGAGUUAGGAAGGGAGGUGUGGAUGGACGGGUUCGAAGCUUCGAGGAGAUCCCUCACACAGGGAGGAGCGGCUGGGUCAACUUGGUGAAGUUCUGGAGAGAAGAUCGUUUCCGGCAGCUCCACAAGCACAUGGAGAGGACCUUCAACGCCCUCGGCCCCAUCUACAGGGAGCACGUGGGCACUCAGAGCAGUGUGAACAUCAUGUUGCCGCUGGACAUAGCUGAGCUGUUUCGCUCAGAGGGCCUGCACCCCCGACGGAUGACCCUGCAGCCCUGGGCGACGCACAGAGAGACUCGCCAGCACAGCAAGGGAGUCUUCCUCAAGAAUGGUGAGGAGUGGCGAUCUGACCGCCUACUGCUCAACAAGGAGGUGAUGAUGAGCGCGGCCGUGAAGCGUUUUCUCCCCCUGCUCGAUGAGGUUGCGAUGGAUUUCUGCCGAAUGCUGCGGGUGAGAGUGGAGAGGGAGGGGAGAGGCGAGGAGGGGAAACGCAGUUUGACCAUGGAUCCCAGUCCUGACCUCUUUCGCUUCGCACUGGAAGCCAGUUGCCAUGUGAUCUACGGGGAGCGUAUCGGCCUCUUCUCCUCGUCUCCUUCCCUGGAGUCCCAGAAGUUCAUCUGGGCCGUGGAGCGAAUGUUGGCCACGACCCCUCCUCUCCUCUACCUGCCCCCUCGCCUGAUGCUCCUCGUGGGUGCUCCCCUGUGGACGCAGCACGCCAGCGCAUGGGACCACAUCUUCAGCCACGCGGAGGCUCGGAUCCAGAAGGGGUACCAGCGCCUGUCUUCCUCGCAGGCUCGGGGGUCUGAGGGUGCAGCUGGAGGCCAGUACACCGGGGUUCUGGGCCAACUCAUGGAGAAAGGGCAGCUAUCUUUAGACCUCAUCAAAGCCAACGUCACUGAGCUGAUGGCUGGAGGGGUCGACACGACAGCGGUGCCCCUGCAGUUUGCUCUGUUUGAGCUGGGCCGUAACCCGGAGGUGCAGGAGAGGGUGAGGCAGCAGGUGAGGGCGUCAUGGGCACAAGCAGGGGGUGAUGCUCAGAAAGCCCUGCAGGGAGCGCCACUGCUGAAAGGCACAAUCAAGGAGAUCCUCAGGUUAUAUCCGGUGGGAACCACAGUGCAGCGGUAUCCAAUAAAAGAUAUUGUUCUUCAGAAUUACCACGUUCCUGCUGGGACGAUGGUCCAGGCCUGUCUUUACCCCCUGGGAAGGAGUGCAGAGGUGUUUAAUGAUCCACAGCGCUUUGACCCCGGACGUUGGGCCAGCGGCAGAGAGGACGGCCAAAGAGGAGACGGGGCUGGGGGGUUUCGCUCUCUGGCAUUUGGGUUCGGGGCGAGGCAGUGUGUUGGGAGGAGGAUUGCUGAGAACGAGAUGCAACUCUUGCUCAUGCAUAUCCUGCUAAGCUUCCAUCUCAGCGUGUCGUCCUCAGAGGACAUCAAAACAAUAUGCACCCUCAUCCUACAGCCCGAGACUCCUCCGAGGAUCACUUUCAGCAAACUCUGACACACACACAUGCCACACACAGACAGAAGACAGUCAUGCCAUCAACAUUUGACAUGUUUAAUCAAUACAAUACAUUACAAUACAUACUAACUAUAUUCUGAUGGUACUCACUGAAGCUUAUAGUGAGCAUCCUGAUAGCCAAUAAUUCAUAAUACUGAUG